Polyodon spathula (Mississippi paddlefish) is the source of this 3999-nucleotide messenger RNA. Its product is annotated as casein kinase I. Gene Ontology annotation, molecular function: ATP binding; protein serine/threonine kinase activity. The record is from RefSeq and is a predicted model, not a curated record. Gene Ontology annotation, biological process: signal transduction; positive regulation of canonical Wnt signaling pathway; endocytosis. The coding region runs from base 61 to 1437 and encodes 458 amino acids. Lineage: Eukaryota; Metazoa; Chordata; Actinopteri; Acipenseriformes; Polyodontidae. Gene Ontology annotation, cellular component: plasma membrane; nucleus; cytoplasm. The transcript is spliced from 13 exons.
UGGGGAGGGGGCACGACGGAUUAGAACAUUUUCUUCAAAGUGGAGUACCGUAAACUUGAUAUGGACAGUAAAAAGAAAGACAAGGACAAACCUGAUGAGAGGAUGGCUAGGCCGAGUGGACGGUCGGGUGGUCACAACUCGCGGGGCAGCAGCUCCUCCAACUCGGGAGUCCUCAUGGUAGGACCCAACUUUCGUGUGGGCAAAAAAAUAGGAUGUGGCAAUUUUGGAGAACUUCGAUUAGGGAAAAAUUUGUACACAAAUGAAUAUGUUGCAAUUAAGCUGGAACCAAUGAAGUCCAGAGCACCACAAUUACAUUUGGAAUACAGAUUCUACAAGCAGUUAGGAUCAGGAGAUGGGGUACCUCAGGUUUAUUAUUUCGGGCCAUGUGGAAAAUACAAUGCAAUGGUGCUUGAACUACUGGGACCUAGUUUGGAAGACCUGUUUGAUCUCUGUGACAGGACGUUUUCACUUAAAACAGUUCUUAUGAUAGUGAUACAACUGAUUACCCGAAUGGAGUACGUCCACUCAAAAAACUUGAUAUACAGAGAUGUUAAACCAGAGAACUUCUUAAUAGGAAGACCGGGUAGCAAAAACCAGCAAAUUAUUCACAUUAUAGAUUUUGGUCUUGCAAAGGAAUACAUUGAUCCAGAGACAAAGAAGCACAUCCCUUACAGAGAACACAAGAGCCUUACUGGAACAGCCAGAUACAUGAGCAUAAACACCCAUUUAGGAAAAGAACAAAGUAGGAGAGAUGAUCUGGAAGCGCUAGGUCACAUGUUUAUGUAUUUUCUCAGAGGCAGCCUUCCCUGGCAAGGUCUAAAGGCAGACACUUUAAAAGAAAGGUAUCAGAAAAUAGGGGACACAAAGAGGUCGACGCCAAUAGAAGUAUUAUGUGAGAAUUUUCCAGAGGAGAUGUCUACUUACCUACGCUAUGUUAGAAGGUUGGACUUCUUUGAAAAACCAGACUAUGACUAUUUGCGGAAGCUCUUUACAGACUUGCUUGAUCGAAGGGGUUUUAUGUUCGAUUACGAGUACGACUGGAUUGGCAAACAGCUUCCGACUCCAGUGGGUCCAGUUCAAACAGAUGCUGCUCUGUCCUCUUCAACCAGAGAUGCACAUCAGCACAAGGAUAAAACACAGCAAGCCAAAACUCAGUCGACAGAACACAGGGCAGCUUGGGAGCCCCAGCAGACCAAUUCUCACCAAUUGAGAGCUCAUCUAGCAGCUGACAGACAUGGUGGCUCGGUACAGGUGGUUAGCUCAACAAACGGGGAGCUGAACACAGAUGACCCAACCGCAGGACACUCAAAUGCACCCAUCACAGCACCUGCAGAAGUAGAAGUAGUGGAUGAGACAAACUGCCAGAAAGUGUUGAACAUGUGGUGCUGCUGCUUUUUCAAGCGAAGAAAAAGGAAAACAAUUCAACGUCACAAAUGACUCUGGAAGAGCGCAGACCAUGGGGAAUUACUUGCAUGUUCAUCUGCUGUCUCGUGAUAACUAAAUCCAUCUCUGCAGUGAGAAAAAAAAAAACAUUCUCAAAGGAUUCCUCCUUAAUUUUUUUUUUUUUUUUUUAUAAAUUCAUCCCAGUCAUCUGGAAGCUUUUAAAGAUUCAUCGAGAUAUUACUAUUUAUUUUGGAAUUUAAAUUGUAAUACCACAGUGCGCGCUGUGUCUCUGGCAUUUGGCAACGUUAUUUGAUAAGCGCAUAAGGGGAUAUAUUUAUAUAUUUCCCAGUCAUAUAUGUAGGGGGAACAUUGCAGUGAAUUUUACAAUGAUAAAAUCCAUGGAUAUAUUGCUAACUGAUUGUAAGAACAAUCAGAGGGGGAGAGGGGGAGGAGCAGGAGGAUAUAAAGAUUUCCAUCUUCAUUGCCAGUUUCUUUUGUUUUUCAUUACUGCACUGAUUUUAUUUGAUUUUUUCAGUAUUGUGGUACUGUACGUUUUGUGUUUUGGUGAAGCAUUACAUUCUUUAUUCUUACUGCAAUGCAGUUGAUACAGUCACUGUCCAGAUGUACCUAGGAACAAGUGAACAGAGAUGCAGAUUCUUUUCAACAGAUGGAGGACCUUAGUGCGUCUUCUGCAGUACACAUAGCAUGGGAUGGCCCUGGACUCGAAUCGUGCUUCAGUUGUACCUCGAGUGGAAGUACAGUGUAGUAGAAACAGCAGCAUGUGCUUGUACAGUUUUACAAACUGUUUGUUUUAUGUGACUUGUGCUUCCUGAAGAAUUUUGUUUUGAGAUGGAACAAUACAGUACGUUAACAGAGACUAAAACAAAAAAAAAAGACUAAAAAGACUAAAAAAAAAAAAAAAAAAAAAAGUAUGUAAAUACAUGAAUCAAUUACACAUUUUAGGGAAUGAAGUUGAGAUUUGGAGCAAAAAGGAACAUUGGGAUUCAUUAAUGAAUGUAUACCUGGACAAUGUUGGCGUAGCGUUAGACCAAAAUGUCUUUUAAAACUGGAGCUUAUGCCUGUUGCUGGACAACACUGAUUACCCUCCGUUAGAUGACAACCUGGAUGUGCCAUGAAAUGGUGUUUAACUCCGCCUGUACAAUAAUUUGCGUUUUGGUGAAUGGCAUACCAAGAACACAAUGGAAGUGGGUCAGAUAAUACUGCCUUCUGCAUACACUAUGUAUGGUACCUAAGCUCUGCUCUAAACCUCUGACGCUGCCAGGGAGAAUUGACCGUCAAGAGGCUUUACAGAAAAGAUGGGCCUGGUACCCCCCACCCCCACACAGUCCCUUGAAGUGCCUGCAUUAUGAACAAACCAGCUCUUCUUCGAUAAUAGGCAAUUCAUUCCACUUUCAAUUCUGUGGUAUGACUUGGACAAUAAUGGAAAAAUGUGUGCAAAAAGGUUAUAGACCUUUCUUUUUUUGACUGCUGAGAGUUUUGUAAAAUUAAAAUUGAAAUGGUCCUGAAACAACUAGACCACAAAUUUAAUAUUUUUACAAUAUUUACAACUUUUACCCAAUGGGGACACAGACUAGUUAACACUUGUAUUGUGCCAUUCGAGUGCAGAAAACGAUGAGCUGAAGCCUCUAUGCACGCACAUCUUUGAAUUCAUUAUUGUAUUUAGAUUACAGGGAUCCUUGUCCUUUGAAUUCAUUAUUGUAUUUAGAUUACAGGGAUCCUUGUUUUCGCUUUGUAGAUUUUUGUUUCCCCUUUAAUAGCCAGCCAUGCAGUAGAUUGGUUUAAUAGUGGGUUUAUGAUUUUUGUAUUAACCUGUAAUCUAAUAGUCCUCCAUCUCUGUGGCAUUCACUCCACACUAUUUGAUCUUUCAGGAAAUCUUACAUUGCUUUGUUUUGAGUCUGUAUGGAGUGUUUUCUUGUGUCCUUUAAUCAGAAAUGUCAGAACUAGCUCAUUUUAAUGUUUAAUAAUGUCUUACUUUGGAAAGCUGUUAUGCUGUAAAUUCCUGUUUUUGGACUACAAAUAAUAAAACAUGUAAAAGAUAUAGUUGGGAGGGUGGGGGGCGCUUAAUAGACCACACUGAAACCACCUCAGUCUCUGCAGUAUUUGACCAAAUCUUUCUUUUACCUUCUAAUUGUGUGUAAAUACGUGCAGUAUGAUUUCUGUAUUCAGUCAUACUUUUUUUUUUUUUUGGGGUAGGUCCCCCUUUUUGCCUGUACAGUGUUUAUGCAAUCUGGACUUGUCACAGGUAGCAAGGUGUGUGUCUCUCUCUCUGUGUAGAAUUAAUCUAAUUAUGGACUAUAAGCUUAAUAAAAUAAAUCUUUUCAUUUUGCUGCAGUGGAAACCAGUGGAUAUACACCUGCUUGUUAGCAAUAUUUCAAGUAAUGUGUUUGUAUGCCCAGGAAGUUUUUCUGGCAUUGCAUACUGGUCAUGAUUGGGUAACGCAGCUGUGUUUCGUUUAGGCCGACCAAUAGUGUGCAUUCAUUGCUUUCCUAUGCAUACUAAUGAAGUCAAAUAUGCCUGACUGUCUAAGUAAUGUAAUACGUCCCUGUUUAAGAAUAUGUAACUGAGGAAACAAUUAAUAAAAGUAGUUUUUUUAAA